CUACCCCCCAAACAAUUCCAAUGGUAUGAUUCUGAUAGGUUAACUGCAAGGAUGUACAACAUUUCUGCCUGUCGAUUUGAGAUAAGAUCGGUGUAACUUCGUGAGUUGCAAAAUUUCAGGCUUUCGGAGUCGUACAAAAGGGUUUCGUCGUCUGCUUCGUCUUCUUCCUAUGCCGGAAUCUCAAUCGCAGACGACACAGUGUUGUUAUCUGUUGAGUGUUGACUGUUGAAUCAGGGUCGGUUGAUGAAAAGAUGCUCUCACAUGAUCAAUUCUAUCAGCAAUGCGCUCUCUUUCUUACCCUGAUCGCCUUCUCUCAACCCUUGGAACCAAAACCAAGAAACUCAGGCGCUCUUGUAUUGUUCAGAGCGUUGUUGACCUCUGCUCCCAGGGUAAACUCAAAGAAACCGUCGAUUCUUUAGAGCUGCUCUCCCGCCGGGGCCUGCGUUUAGACCAUCGAACGCUUGCUUUUCUCUUGAAGCAGUGCGCCAGCUCUAGAUCCCUUCGAGAGGGCAAAUGGGUUCACCUCUAUUUGAAACUGACUGGCCUCAAACACCCCAGAACGUAUUUGUUGAACCAUUUAAUCAAUAUGUACUUUAAAUGUGGUGAUGACAUGGAAGCUCGUCGAGUGUUCGACAAGAUGCGUGUUAGAAAUUUGUUCUCUUGGAACAAUAUGCUGGCGGGUUAUGCUAAGCAAGGAAUGCUGAAACCUGCAAGGAAGUUGUUUGACAAAAUGCCUGAGAAGGAUGUUGUGUCCUGGAAUACCAUGAUAAUUGCCCUGGCGCAGAAUGGGUUUUGUAAUGAAGGUUUGAGAUUUUAUGCACAGUUGCGUCGUUCUUCUCUUGGGUUUAACCAGUUCAGCUUUGCUGGUAUUCUGACUGCUUGUGUGAAGUUGGAGCAUUUGGACCUAACUAGGCAGGUACAUGCUCAGGUUUUGGUAGUUGGAUUCUCAUCUAAUGUAGUUCUUGCAAGCUCUACUGUGGAUGCUUAUGCAAAAUGCGGGGUAAUUGAUGAUGCCAGGAAGAUGUUCGAUGACAUGCCUACAAGAGAUGUUCUUGCUUGGACCACAUUGGUAUCAGGUUAUGCGAAGGGGGGGGAUAUCAAAUCAGCUAGAAAAUUGUUCAAUGAGAUGCCAGAGAAGAACCCUGUUUCAUGGACAGCUUUGAUCUCCGGAUAUGUUAAGAGUGGUCUGGGGCACGAAGCACUGGAACUCUUCUCAGAGAUGAUGAUGAUGUACAUCAAACCAGAUCAAUUCACUAUCAGUAGUAGUCUUUGUGCUUGUGCCAGCAUUGCUUUACUCAAACAUGGUAAACAAAUUCAUGCUUAUCUGGUACGGAAUCACUUCAGACCUAAUACGAUAGUUGUAAGUUCUCUCAUUGAUAUGUACUCAAAGUGUGGAAGUUUGGAAGUUAGUCUACAGGUGUUUCACUGUAUAGGUAAUAAGCAAGAUGUCGUGCUGUGGAACACAAUGAUUUCGGCCUUGGCACAACAUGGUCGUGGCAAAGAGGCUAUCCAACUAUUCGGUGACCUGGUGAGAGCAGGAAUAAAGCCUAAUAAUGUUACAGUGGUUGUAAUUCUUAAUGCAUGUAGCCAUUCAGGCCUUGUGGAUGAAGGGCUUAGUUAUUUUAAAUUCAUGACCAAGGACAAAACUAUUGUUACCACCCAAGAGCAUUAUGCAUGUUUGGUUGAUCUCUUGGGUCGUGCUGGACGAUUCAACGAGGUGUCGGAGUUGCUUGAGAAUAUGCCUAUGAGACCAGAUAAUAGAGUUUGGAAUGCCUUACUUGGUGCUUGUAAAAUUCAUGGAAAUAUAGAAUUGGGAAGGAAAGCAGCUGAACACCUUAUUGAGUUAGAGCCUCAAUCUUCUCCAGCUUAUGUAUUGCUUUCAAACAUGUAUGCUGCGGUUGGAAGGUGGGAAUCAGUGGAAAAGGUGAGGCAUCUUAUGAAUAAGAGAAGAGUGAGAAAAGAGAGAGCCAUUAGCUGGGUUGAAAUCGAGAGUAAGCUGCAUGCAUUCACUGCUUCUGAUUUGUUGCACCCUUCGAAGGAUGAAAUAUACUCAGUCUUGGAACAGUUAGCUGGACAGGUUGAAGAUGAUUCUUUGAUUAUAUAACACUCAUUUUUUUGAAAGACUAUGAAAUAUGUCUUUGCUGUCUCAGUUUUGUAAGGAAGGCAUUCUCAAGGAUAACCACAAGAACUGUACAUUGUUUACAUAUAUUGUUUUGGUGCUCCUCCCUUUUGGAAGCUUAUAGUUUAGGAACAGGUCUCCACAUUGAGAAAUAACUUUGCUUCUGUGAAAACCGAGAUGUGUUUCUCCAUGGCAAAUAUGUCAUUAUGAUAUCAAUAAAAUUAUCAGUGAAAAAGAUUGUCUU
Telopea speciosissima is the source of this 2363-nucleotide messenger RNA. RefSeq names its product pentatricopeptide repeat-containing protein At2g21090. The transcript has a single exon. Bases 281 to 2104 code for a protein of 607 amino acids. Gene Ontology annotation, biological process: RNA modification. Gene Ontology annotation, molecular function: RNA binding; protein binding. The record is from RefSeq and is a predicted model, not a curated record. NCBI's taxonomy places the organism in Eukaryota, Viridiplantae, Streptophyta, Magnoliopsida, Proteales, Proteaceae.